Messenger RNA from Adineta steineri, 546 nucleotides. NCBI's taxonomy places the organism in Eukaryota, Metazoa, Rotifera, Eurotatoria, Adinetida, Adinetidae. The record is from the annotation of a GenBank genome assembly.
AUGAAUGGUAAUAUCAUACUAAAACUAUUUAUCAAUUUAGCUAUCAGCUCAAUCGUAAUCGGUCAUUUUGUUCAAGAAAACAAUGUUGAUGAUUCGUUUAUUUCUGUAGUUAAAUUUGAUACUGAUGUAAUAUAUUAUUCUUAUCAUAUUCAUGUUUAUUUUCUACAAAAAAAUACUCUACAACGAAAUGAAGCACUAUUAUUACGAAAACGAUUUCUUUCGGAAUUUAAUGUUACUAUUUGUCCUAAUCAUUGUGAUACUUGGUGUCCUCAAAUUUGCCACUGGGAUUUCAAUAGAUCGCCUACUGGACCACAUCCUAUUGGUUCAUGGGGUGUUUACAUACCACUUGAACAAUUUAUUCGAACUGUUUCAUUUAUUUCAAUGUAUCAUGGUAAUUUAUCUGUUCUAAUACAUCCAAAUUCUGGUCACCCGAAAAUUGACCAUCUUCUCAAUGCAUUUUGGAUCAAAUCUAUCGUAUCACUUAGAAAAAACCAAUUGAGUGACAAUGCACCACCUCCAUCAUCAUCCUAUCGAAUUUUGAAUUAA